Messenger RNA from Schizophyllum commune H4-8, 2778 nucleotides. RefSeq lists its product as uncharacterized. The record is from RefSeq and is a predicted model, not a curated record. Lineage: Eukaryota; Fungi; Basidiomycota; Agaricomycetes; Agaricales; Schizophyllaceae. Gene Ontology annotation, cellular component: chromosome. The coding region runs from base 1 to 2778 and encodes 925 amino acids. The transcript is spliced from 14 exons. Gene Ontology annotation, biological process: regulation of transcription by RNA polymerase II; tetrahydrobiopterin biosynthetic process. Gene Ontology annotation, molecular function: chromatin insulator sequence binding; zinc ion binding; 4-alpha-hydroxytetrahydrobiopterin dehydratase activity.
AUGCAGGACACUCGGGAAGGAGCACACGUACGCCCGAGCACAUCUUCGGCACUUGCGGAGCCCAGUGUCAUUGCGAACGACACCUCGUCAUCGACGUCUAUACAUGAAGAUCCCCCUUCGACUCCCUUACUCGAUGUCCCCCCUCCGGUCAAGGGCUGGCCGACCCCUUGGCUAACGCGGCAAGAGCUUGACGACUUCAUCCUGCAAAUGUCUCGCAGAGGGUGGACGGUCCGACCUCUUGUACCUAGUGAUCCCUCUCAAAUGCUGCUAUCUGCGUCAGCGACUUCUGUGACAUCCAUCGUCGGAGACCAGUUCCCCUUCACUCGCUACGAUGCAGCGCUGGAAUUCGUGGGCAAGGUUGGGAGAAUAGCCGACGACGAACUUCACCAUCCCGAAAUGAUAGUCACGUCCAGCAAGACUGUCGUGCUUUGGAUGACGACGCACAGUGCAAGACCAGGGAAGGACUGGGCACUUGUGGAUGACGCUACCCCGCCUUCAGCGAAGGACAAGGCGGUCAAGCCACCACAUUUGCGCAAGGUUCCUGGCUUGACCCGUCGCGACUCCCGACUGGCCGUGCUAAUCGAGAAUCUCUACACGGCAGAGUACUUCUCUGGUCUCAUCCGUGAGGUCGUUGCGGAACAGCCGGAUACGAAGUCCCUGCACGAACAGUUGUUGUCGCUAAUCAGCGGUCGUACCGUGUCGCUCCCCAAGAAAACAGCGGAAGGCGCGACGGAAACCCCGCCGCCAUCAUGCGCCGCCUGCGGAGGCGAGCAUCCAGUGUCCGUCUGCGAUGAACGCGGCCAACAUCCCCCACGUAUACCUUGUCAGAACUGUGGGGAGGGUCACUAUCACUGGGCCGCCGACUGUCCUCAAGACGCAGAAUAUCGCGCAAAACACCAUCCUCCCGCCAUCCAGUCCUCCAGACGCGCCGAGGGUCAUCGGCGAGUGUCCCACCAAAAGAAUCGCCAGCAGGAGUACGGGGCAUGUCCGUGCGGCGGCGACCACACGCUCUUCCUCUGCAUCCGGCGGAGUUUCAUCCCCCCGACCAAGCCUUGCUCAUUAUGCGGGGAGGAACAUCGACACUGGAUGGUCGACUGCCCGCUGUAUGUCGAUAGGCAUGAGGCGAAACACAAGGAGCACAAGUACACGAGGGAGGAGAAGCUUCUCGGCUACUAUACAUUAUGCCUGGGACCGUCGCUUGUGUACCUUACUUUGCUCUAUCGUAACAUUGGCCACCAUCACCGUCCAUUGGCCAUUUCACUGAACGAUGAUACGCGGCAGACUACGGGUCAGUGUAUGCUCACCCUUGUCGACCUUGCGGAGGGGUUUGCUCAGGAGCGAAGGCAAGCCGUCCCGGUCCUGACGCCCUAUCACACCUCCAAAGACGUGCGGCGAAGUAAUUGCCAUACCACCUCUAUCCGCCCAAUCCCCGCCAUGACAGGACCCGUCCGCACUAAGGGCUGCGUUACUAUCAACGGCAUCGACUUCGUCGAUCAUGUCUGCGUGGUUUGCGACAAGAUCUUCCGCGACAAGAGGGGCAAGGACCGCCAUUCUACCACCCACCUCCCCGAAGACGACCCAAGGAAGAAGACCUUUACUUGCGAGCAUUGCGGCAAGUGCUUCUCGCAGAAGUCAGGCAUGCAAAUACACGCUAAGAGGCACGUCCUCGUUUUCACGUACUACUCUAGCACUGGCGUCAAGGACCUCAUCUGCGAUGGCGAUGACUGCAAUUUUGCUACCCAUGACCCAUCCCUUCUGAACAAACAUCGACGCCGGAUGCACAACAUCGCUCCAGAGCACCGGCGCAAGCGGCAGCCCCAGCGACCCAAGGCCGAGCUGUCCAAGGAAGCGCCCCAGUCGCCAAGUGACCUCGAACUACUACGAUCCUCCCAGUCAGCGGUUCUGCCAGACUGUCACGAACGCGCAUAUCUCGGCAGCGACGCCGACCGCGCCAGUAUCUCCAUCAUCUUCUACGACGUCGAUAUCCACCUCGAUCGUCUCGACCGGAUACUAGUCCCUGCUCCCGCGAUGCACAGUGCUGCCGAUCCAUUGCUCACCUCCGCCGCCUCGUCGAACUACAUGCAAGUGGCAUUGCCACCGCAAGGUGGCGUUGAGAGCGACACCUACGACAUGGCAACCAUGUGGUCCACUACUGCCACCUCAAACUUGGUCGACACGAGCAACGAUAUCGGUUUCUUUGACGCUACGUGGUGGGACUCGUGGUCAAAUCCUCAAGAAGACAUCGACCUGUCGCAUUUCAUUCUGCCACCGGCUGAGAGCCAGUGCGCAAAGUUUCCAUGCUACUUUUCCAUCGACGGUAGAGCGGUCUUCCCUGAACCAGCCCUACCGCUAUGCCACUACGCUCACACCAACGGCGUCAACGCCCUGUACGGCGACUCUCCUCUACCUUUGUUACCCUACUACUAUUCUCGCUCAUGGUAUUCGGACAUUGCAUUCAUCUUGAAAUUCCAGUACGUUACCGCGUCCGUCGUCGCCCCCAGGCAUACUUUGGUGUUCGAACUCGAGCUUGCUUUGGUCCCGCUUGCCAAGCGCGUGGCAUCUUGGGCGGAGCCAGGACUCGUGUUCCGACGUCGCGGCAGCGCAGCCGGGGACAAUUUUCUGUCGUUGUCGGCGUCGUCGGGUGCCUAUAUGCGCGCAAGCCGGCGGCUCACCAACGGCUCGUGUCAAAGGGAGGGCAUCGACGACGCCAUCGUCGCUAACGACACCGCCCACGAUGUCCCCAGUCUCAGACGGAAAGCGUCAUUGCUCUUAUUUUGA